Molecule: messenger RNA, 2466 nt
Organism: Budorcas taxicolor (takin)
Lineage: Eukaryota; Metazoa; Chordata; Mammalia; Artiodactyla; Bovidae
Product: protocadherin alpha-2-like
Exons: 1
Coding region: 1-2466 (821 amino acids)
Biological process (GO): homophilic cell-cell adhesion
Cellular component (GO): plasma membrane
Molecular function (GO): calcium ion binding
Source: RefSeq, a predicted model, not a curated record
AUGGUGUCUUCUAAGAGUAGGGGCGUGGAGGUCCGGCAUCUGCUUCCGCUGCUUCUGCUCUUAGCUGUAGGCGAGGCCGGGAGAGGCCAGGUCCGCUACUCAGUCGCUGAGGAGGCCAAACACGGCACCUUCGUGGGCCGCAUCGCCCAGGACCUGGGACUGGAGCUGGCGGAUCUGGUGCCGCGCCUGUUCCGGGUGGCAUCCAAAGGCCGCAGGGACCUUCUGGAGGUAAAUCUGCAGAAUGGCAUUUUGUUUGUGAAUUCUCGGAUCGACCGGGAGGAGCUGUGCGAGAGGAGGGCAGAGUGCAGUAUCCACCUGGAGGUGAUCGUGGAUCGGCCGCUGCAGGUGUUCCAUGUGGAGGUGGAGGUGAAGGACAUUAACGACAACCCGCCAGUAUUUCCAGUGGCGGUAAAGACUAUCCGGUUUCACGAAUCGAGACUGCUUGACUCACGGUUUCCUCUAGAGGGGGCAUUUGAUGCAGAUACCGGAGUAAACGCUCUUCUCACCUACAAGCUCAGCUCCAGUGAGUAUUUCUUUCUAGAUAUACAGACAAAUGAUGAACUAAGUCAGUCUUUGUCUCUUGUGCUGAGGAAAUCUCUGGACAGAGAGGAAACUGCUGAAAUUAAUUUGUUACUAGUGGCUACUGAUGGGGGCAAACCUGAGCUCACGGGCACUGUUCAGUUGCUUAUUAAGGUAUUAGAUGUGAAUGACAACGAACCUACUUUUGACCAAUCAGUUUACAAAAUACAGUUGUUAGAGAACGUGGCAAAUGGAACCUUGGUGAUUAAAUUAAAUUCUUCUGACGCAGAUGAAGGAUCAAAUAGUGAGAUUGUGUAUUCAUUUAGUAGUGAUGUGUCCCAGAAUAUAAAGACCAAGUUCAACAUAGAUCCUAGCUCAGGGGAAAUCAGAACUAAGGGACAAUUAGAUUAUGAAGAAGUGAAAUUAUAUGAUAUUCAAGUUAUUGCAUAUGACAACGGGACUCCGUCAAUGUCUGGGCACUGUAAAAUUUCAGUAAAACUUGUGGACAUUAAUGAUAACUCACCAGAAGUCUCAAUCACGUCUCUUUCACUUCCCAUUCGAGAAGAUGCUCCACUGGGCAGUGUCAUUGCUCUCAUCACGGUGGCCGACCGUGACUCUGGUGCCAAUGGACAGGUGACCUGCACCCUGAUUCCCCAAGACCUCUUCAAACUGGUGUCCACUUUCAAGAAUUACUAUUCACUCGUGUUGGACAGCGUCUUGGAUCGCGAGAGCGUGGCGAACUAUGAGGUGGUGGUGACCGCGAGGGACGGGGGCUCGCCUUCGUUGUCGGCCACGGCCAGCGUGUCCGUGGAGGUGGCCGACGUGAACGACAACGCGCCCGCGUUCGCGCAGCCAGAGUAUACGGUGUUCGUGAAAGAGAACAACCCGCCUGGCCGCCACAUCUUCACCGUGUCGGCGCGAGACGCGGACGCGCAGGAGAACGCGCUGGUGUCCUACUCGCUGGUGGAGCGGCGGGUGGGUGAGCGCGCGCUGUCGAGCUACGUGUCGGUGCACGCGGAGAGCGGCAAGGUGUACGCGCUGCAGCCGCUGGACCACGAGGAGCUGGAGCUGCUGCAGUUCCAGGUGAGCGCGCGCGACGCGGGCGUGCCGCCCCUAGGCAGCAACGUGACCCUGCAGGUGUUCGUGCUGGAUGAGAACGACAACGCGCCUGCGCUACUGCCGCCCGGGCCAGGUGGAGGACCCAGCGCGCUGAGCCAGGUGGUGGCGCGUUCGGUGGGCGCGGGCCACGUGGUGGCGAAGGUGCGCGCGGUGGACGCCGACUCGGGCUACAACGCGUGGCUGUCGUACGAGCUGCAGCCGGCGGCGGGUGGCGCGAGCAGCCCGUUCCGCGUGGGGCUGUACACCGGCGAGAUCAGCACGACGCGCGCCCUGGACGAGGCGGACGCGCCGCGCCAGCGCCUGCUGGUGCUGGUGAAGGACCACGGCGAGCCGGCGCUGACGGCCACGGCCACCGUGUUGCUGUCGCUGGAGGACAGCGGCCAGGCGCCCAAGGCCUCUUCACGGGCAUUGUCUGGCGCCUCUGAAGCGGAGGCCGUUCUAGUGGAUGUGAACGUGUAUCUGAUCAUCGCCAUCUGCGCGGUGUCCAGCCUGUUGGUGCUCACGCUGAUGCUGUACACGGCGCUGCGGUGUUCGGCGCCGCCCAGCGAGGGCGCGUGCGGGCCGGUGAAGCCCAGGCUGGUGUGCUCCAGCGCGGUGGGGAGCUGGUCUUAUUCGCGGGAGAGGCGGCAGAGGGUGUGCUCUGGAGAGGGGCCGCCCAAAACCGAUCUCAUGGCCUUCAGUCCUAGCCUGCCUCAAGGUCCAGGCUCAGCGGACGAAAGACAACAACUCUCCGAAUCAGAACAAUUCGGAAAGGUGAGUCUUAAUUUUUCCCCCAUCAUCUCUAAAAUUGUUUUAUUUCCUUCGUUCUCCAUAAUUCUAUUAUUCUGA